AUGGACUUCUUGCUGAGUGGCCUGGCAGCGUGCGGAGCCUGUGUGUUCACCAACCCCCUGGAGGUGGUGAAGACCAGGAUGCAGUUGCAGGGAGAGCUGCAGGCCCCAGGCAGCUACCAGCGGCACUACCGAAAUGUCUUCCAUGCGUUCAUCACUAUCGGCAAAGUGGAUGGCCUGGCCGCCCUGCAGAAGGGCCUGGCCCCUGCCCUCAUAUACCAGUUCUUGAUGAAUGGCAUCCGACUGGGCACGUAUGGGCUGGCUGAGUCUCGGGGCUACUUGCACACGGCAGAAGGCACUCACAGCCCUGCCCGCAGCGCAGCAGCUGGGGCGCUGGCUGGGGUCCUGGGAGCCUACUUGGGGAGCCCCAUCUAUAUGGUGAAGACACACCUACAGGCCCAGGCAGCCUCAGAAAUUGCAGUAGGAUACCAGUAUAAGCAUCAGGGCAUGUUUCAGGCGCUAACCCAGAUUGGCCAGAAACAUGGUCUGGUGGGGUUGUGGCGCGGGUCCUUGGGCUGCCUGCCCCGAGUUAUCGUCGGUUCCUCCACCCAGCUGUGCACCUUUUCAUCCACCAAGGACCUCAUAACCCAGUGGGAGGUGUUUCCUUCCCAGAGCUGGAAGGCGGCUCUGGCGGCGGCCAUGGUGAGUGGCAUUGUGGUGGUCCUGGCCAUGACACCCUUUGACGUGGCCAGUACAAGACUCUACAACCAGCCCACAGAUGCUGGGGGCAAGGGUCUCAUAUACCGGGGGAUACUGGAUGCUCUGCUGCAGACAGCUCGGACGGAGGGCAUUUUUGGCAUGUACAAGGGCAUAGGUGCCUCCUACUUCCGCCUGGGCCCCCACACCAUCCUCUCCCUCUUCUUCUGGGAUCAGCUGCGCUCCAUCUACUACAAGUACACCAAAUAACAGCCACUCCCCCACCUCCACCAAUCAGCACUCCUUGGACACUUCUGCCUCCACGAUUAGGUCCUGGGGACUUCUGACCAGGUGACCUUUCAUCUGUUGAGGGGGACAACCAACCCCACUCCCUGUCUGUUCUCUCAGGGUUGAAUCACUACAAGGGAUAGUUUCCCUCCCUUUCUCCUCGGGUGUUGUGGCUUCCCUCCCCACCCCUUGUACACUUUACACCCCACUCUCAGGGCUGAGCCAGUCACUCCAAAGUGUUAUUUCCUCCUUCUUGCACUGCUGGCCUU
Trichechus manatus latirostris (Florida manatee) is the source of this 1190-nucleotide messenger RNA. It is a transcript of the gene SLC25A35, whose product is annotated as solute carrier family 25 member 35. The transcript is spliced from 5 exons. Lineage: Eukaryota; Metazoa; Chordata; Mammalia; Sirenia; Trichechidae. The record is from RefSeq and is a predicted model, not a curated record. The coding region runs from base 1 to 903 and encodes 300 amino acids.